UCAAAGAGUUCUUAUGUUUGUAAAAUCUGUUGCCAGUCAGUGAUUAGUUUUUAGAAUGUCUGGUGUGCCUUAUCUUGUGUUCUUCUUUAUCUCUCAUCUUUUAAUUCUUUGUUUGGCUCAAGAAGAAAAGGGCUCCAGCCCAAAAUGUCAGCAUUUCGAUUGUGGAAUUUUCCGCAAUUUAAGCUUCCCCUUUUACAAUGAAACGUAUUCUGAGUGUGGAUUCUUGACAGUAGAAGGCUGCAAUGAACAAGUUCAGAAGAUACGACUGGGGAAGGAUGGGCCACUGUUUCAUGUUACAGGCAUCACCAAGGAUAAUACGCUUCUGCUUCAAGAGAAACCAGAAUAUGAAAAGCCUUUCGACCACCGUAGCUGUGUUGAAUACUUGAAGAAUUUUACCAUUCCCAGCUCUCCUAUUCUCUCUUUUGAGGUAUUACCAAAAAAUCAAAUCCUGUUCCAAUGUCCCGGUUCGCCUUACACUGCCCCAGAAGAUUACGGUUCGCUUUGCAAUGACUGCAACCACUCAAUUAUCUACUACAAAGGCUCAAAUCAUGGAGAACCAUUAAGUCCUCGUGACUGCUCACCUAUUCCGCUUCAAAUGAACAAGACUCCAAAGGGUGUUGAUUACUUUAAUGUGUCUACUGGCUGGUUCCGUAUUCAGGUGAAUGUGACGAAGGAAUGUCUUGAUUGUAAUAAUAGAGGAAGCCAAUGUCGAAUUGACAACAAGAUAAAUUUUCAAUGUCCAAAGGCCCGAAAAGAAAAUGGAAGCCUAUUGAAGACAGGCAUAGGAGUAGGAAUUGGAGUUGGAGGAUUAACAGUCCUUAUAGUGGUUCUAUUAAUUUGGUUCAUUCGUCGUCGUAAGAAACAAAAAUAUGAUAACUUCAACUCAAGAUACACUGCUUCAAAUCCUUCCUCCAACUCAGAGCUGCAACUAGGCAGUGCCUAUUAUGGGGUCCCUAUCUUCUCCUACACUGAACUUGCAGAAGCUACCAAUAAUUUUAGUGAGGCAAAUGAAGUUGGGCACGGAGGCUUUGGAACGGUAUACUAUGCAAAACUUCGCGAUGAACGGGAAGUUGCUGUCAAGCGUCUAUAUGAGCACAACCACAGAAGGCAUCAGCAGUUUAUGAAUGAAAUUAAGAUCCUCACACAUUUGCGCCAUAAAAAUCUGGUCUCCCUCUAUGGCUGCACUUCUUGUGACAGUCCGAAGGGCCUCCUCCUUGUGUAUGAAUACGUUAACAAUGGAACUGUUGCAGAUCACCUCCAUGGUGAUCGAGCGAAGCCUGGUCCACUCACUUGGCCUAUUCGUUUGAACAUCGCCAUUGAAACUGCCAGCGCAUUGGUCUAUCUCCAUGCUUCUGAUAUCAUACACCACGAUGUCAAGACUCAUAACAUUCUUCUUGACAACAACUUUUGUGUAAAAGUUGCAGAUUUUGGGCUUUCGCGAUGGUUCCCCAAUAAUGUUACUCAUGUUUCAACUGCUCCACAAGGAUCUCCAGGCUAUGUUGACCCUGAGUAUUAUCAAUGCUACCAGCUAACCGAUAAGAGCGAUGUUUACAGCUUUGGAGUUGUUCUGAUUGAGCUCAUAUCAUCAAUGCCUGCUGUUGAUAUAAACAGGCAUAGACAUGAGGUCAAUUUGGCUAACUUUGCCAUGAACAGGAUUCAAAAGCGUGCAACUGAGGAGCUGAUUGAUCCAUCUCUUGGAUAUCAGUCAGAUGCAGAAGUCAAAAGGAUGACAACUUCAGUUGCAGAGUUGGCAUUUCUAUGUUUGCAACAGAAUAAGGAAAUGAGACCUGCCAUGGAUGAGAUCUUGGAGGAACUGAAGAGAAUUGAAAGUGGAGAAUCCAAGUUGAAGAGUGUGCAGCAGCCACCAGAUUGUGACGAUCUUGCCUUGAUGAAGCACAUCCAGAUGCCAUCCUCACCCAUUUCUGUGACAACAAAUUGGAUCAGUAGUGACACUACAUCUAAUGUGAGUGGUUAAGUUUUUGGCUUACAUGCUGAAAAUAUGUGUAAACAUUUCACUUGUAGAGGUGAUGUAUAUGUGAUAAAAUGGAGCUGUUUCUUGUGCUUAUGUUUUAAGGCUCCUGUGAUUUGUUAACUAGUUUCCAGUUUGUAUUUUGAAAGCUGAUCCUAUCUUUUUCACUUGAUAUUUGACCAGAAUUGUCAUUGAUAGUAUAGCAAACAGAGAUAACUUCUUGUAAUUGUAAUGUGAGUUUCCAGUUUCCAGUUUUGGAAUCAGAGGAUCAACCGUCGUGAUAGUUGUUCUGUUAAUUUGGUUCAUACACCGUCACAAGAAACAAAAAUAUGCAAGCUUCAACUCAAGAUUCAUUUCUGAUCCCUCCUCAAGAUCAGAACUGGAAGUGGGCAGUGCCUGCUUUAGGGUC
Molecule: messenger RNA, 2378 nt
Organism: Pistacia vera
Lineage: Eukaryota; Viridiplantae; Streptophyta; Magnoliopsida; Sapindales; Anacardiaceae
Product: LEAF RUST 10 DISEASE-RESISTANCE LOCUS RECEPTOR-LIKE PROTEIN KINASE-like 1.1
Exons: 4
Coding region: 56-1975 (639 amino acids)
Biological process (GO): protein phosphorylation
Molecular function (GO): ATP binding; protein kinase activity
Source: RefSeq, a predicted model, not a curated record